Messenger RNA from Chelmon rostratus (copperband butterflyfish), 670 nucleotides. RefSeq names its product guanine nucleotide binding protein (G protein), gamma 10 (gene gng10). Gene Ontology annotation, cellular component: heterotrimeric G-protein complex. Gene Ontology annotation, molecular function: G-protein beta-subunit binding. Lineage: Eukaryota; Metazoa; Chordata; Actinopteri; Chaetodontiformes; Chaetodontidae. Gene Ontology annotation, biological process: G protein-coupled receptor signaling pathway. The record is from RefSeq and is a predicted model, not a curated record. The transcript is spliced from 3 exons. Bases 52 to 258 code for a protein of 68 amino acids.
GAGACUUUUUUUAACAAGGAAAUUUUCUCUCCCAACACAAUUUCCACCAGCAUGACCUCUAAUUCCAAUUUAUCCAACAUGCGACGGCUGGUGGAACAACUGAAGCUUGAGGCCAGCGUGGAAAGAAUCAAGGUGUCCCAGGCGGCUGCAGAGCUCCAGCAGUACUGCCUGCAGAACGCAGGCAAAGACGCGCUGCUGGUGGGAGUCCCCACAGGCAGCAACCCCUUCAGAGAACCACGCUCCUGUGCUGUGGUGUGAAGAGGGCGAAGAUGUGGACACAGCUGUGGCACCUCACUCCCAGAAGAAAGGAAUUCCAUUUUGUCUUUAACAUUUUUAUUUCUUAAAGAAAAACACAUGAAAAUUAAAUUUUACAAAUAUAUUUUUAGAUAAAUGUCUUGUUUUACUACAUUAUUGUAUAUUUUUUAACACAUUAAAGGACUUUACAUAAACCCGCUUCAUCUUUUUAACGCUAAUGCUAUAAGAUGGAGUCAUAUAAUGAUGGUCUCUGGGUUACACAAAGCGGAUGUUUAUAGCCAGGCUCUAAAUUACGCCUUGGAAUCUCGUGGCGUCGGAGCUUCCUGAUGUUCAGUCUAAGUUAGGAGCACAGCCAGAGAGAGGAAACUGGGUCUUCCUGUUCAAAACUGCAAAGACACUCUGCAGAGAGUCACAC